Agrilus planipennis (emerald ash borer) is the source of this 620-nucleotide messenger RNA. RefSeq lists its product as uncharacterized. The record is from RefSeq and is a predicted model, not a curated record. The transcript has 6 exons. Bases 1 to 477 code for a protein of 158 amino acids. NCBI's taxonomy places the organism in Eukaryota, Metazoa, Arthropoda, Insecta, Coleoptera, Buprestidae.
AUGACACCGUUUAUAAUCAUCCACUGGAGGAACAUAAACCAUCAUCAUAAAUUCAUCAUCAACCCUUGGACCCCACUACAAGGACAUCAGGACGCGUUUCAAUCGAGAAUCAUCCACUGGAGGAACAUAAACCAUCAUCAUAAAUUCAUCAUCAACCCUUGGACCCCACUACAAGGACAUCAGGACGCGUUUCAAUCGAGAAUCAUCCACUGGAGGAACAUAAACCAUCAUCAUAAAUUCAUCAUCAACCCUUGGACCCCACUACAAGGACAUCAGGACGCGUUUCAAUCGAGAAUCAUCCUCUGGAGGAACUUAACCAUCAUCAUAAGUUCAUCACCAACCCUCGGACCACUUCAAGGACAUCAGGACGCGUUUCAAUCGAGGGACAUCUCUCAUCGUGGGAGAUCGUCGUCGCAGAUCAUCGUCGCGGACAACGGGGGACCAUUUCUAACGGGUGCGAAUAGCUCCCAACGGUGAGGGUCAUCUUCCAAUGGCUGGAACCAUCUUCCAAUGGUAAGAAGUCCCUUUCAACAGCCAAGAUCGUCCCUCGCAGGUAAGACUUGUCCCUUUGCGGACAGGAACACCUUCAAGUGGUUUGAGGGUGAUCCCGUCUGCGGGAG